AUGUCUCGUCUUACUGAAGAACGGAAUCAAGAUGCUACUGUAUAUAUAGGAAACUUGGAUGAAAGAUGUACUGAAGCACUAAUCUGGGAAUUAAUGCUUCAAGCUGGUCCCGUUGUUAAUGUCCAUUUACCAAAAGAUCGUGUUACUCAAACACAUCAAGGUUAUGGAUUUUGCGAGUAUAUGAGUGAAGAUGAUGCUGAUUACGCAAUAAAAAUAAUGAAUCAAAUCAAAUUAUAUGGGAAACCAAUACGUGUUAACAAA
Messenger RNA from Entrophospora candida, 261 nucleotides. NCBI's taxonomy places the organism in Eukaryota, Fungi, Glomeromycota, Glomeromycetes, Entrophosporales, Entrophosporaceae. The record is from the annotation of a GenBank genome assembly.